UUAGUUGAAAAGAUUUUUUGUCAAAUUGUUUUUGUUGCUGUAACAUCUUUGUUCACCAACAGCUUUGUUCCCGAGAAACAUUUUUUUUUCAGAUACCCGGACUUGUAGGGUCCGACAAUGGGAGUUGCAGCCCUUCCAUUGCUCUUGGUGUUAGCCCUGUCCAGCAUACAUCUGAGUAGAGCUAAAAUCUGGCAGAUUGAUAUCCCAGACAAUCUGGAGGAAUGUUACAAGCGUGUGAAGGACGUGGACGUGGAGACCUAUGUUGGCAGCCUCCACAGCUGGCAGUGUGAGCACGCUUUGAUCAACUCCAGCCUAACAUCAACUGCUACAGCUGAUGCAGACGCGUACAUCAAGUCACUUCGUGACAUUGCUAUCAAAAGUACAGGCAGAAAUACUCGCCAGAUAACAUCCAGGUGUGUCAGGAAAGAGUACCGCAUGUUGACUACAGAGGAGAGGACACGCUAUCACAAUGCAGUUGUGGCCCUGAAGAGAGACACAUCAGUGCGACCCAAUAAGUUUGAUGCUAUAGCCAACAUUCACACUGGACAGACGAACUUGAUUGCUCACGGUGGAGCGGGAUUCCUUGGCUGGCACAGAAUUUUUCUACUCAUCUAUGAGACAGCACUCCGACAAGUGGAUCCUCGAAUUUGUCUUCCAUACUGGGACUCUAGUCUUGAAGGUCAGCUAGCAAGACCACUAGAAUCAAGCCUUUGGACGCCGGAUUUCUUUGGAACACCUCGAGGUCCGGUUGUGGAUGGCCCUUUUGCGGGCUGGAGACUACCUACUGGGGUCCAGCUAAUAAGAAAUGCAGGUGUUGAUGGAGAUCUACUGACCCCUCAAAUAAUCAGCAAUAUUCUUACAAGACGAAGAUAUGAAGAGGUAGUACAGACAAGUGCCUCCCCCCAGUACGAUAUUGAACUUCAGCACGGCACGGCGCACAUGUAUGUGGGUGGAGUCAUGACCAGACUGGACACUGCAGCCUUUGAUCCUAUUUUCUUCAUGCAUCACGCCUUCAUUGACUACAUCUUUGAGAUGUUCAGAAACAGACUGAGAAGCAUUGGUGUAAAUCCAGCACAGUACCCAAGAUCGAACAGCAACUUUCGACACGAACCAACUGCAACGACUGGCUUUGGCAGCUACACCCAAGAAUACGGCUACUCUGACGCACUGGCCAGUAGAACGACGUACGAACCGGUUCCAACGUGUUCUGCACGCUCUCCAACUUGCGGAGUAGGUAGUUCCUUGGUGUGCGAAGUGUCUACCGGCCGAUGUCUGCCAGCCCUAAGGUCGCCCAGGUCUAAACGCCAAAGCUCUGACAAAGUUCCUGAUACCUGCAACGUGGAGAGAAACUACGCUAUACCCAAUCAGAACGACUAUUGCUGUGAAGACCAGUGUGAUAUUAAGGAGUGGGUGAUGAUCCCUGUGAAGAUAGUCAACAUGAGACCCCCAAGAUUUAGGAAGUACAAAAGUUUCCCCGUCAAAGAUGGUGUGGUAAUGGAGAUGAAUGACAUCUACUCGCCCAAACUGUAUGAGGACACUAAAAGGUACAUAUCAGACAAACAGUCCAACCUUAAAACGUACUCCAGAUGUGAAGAGGACAAUUCCGUUGGUCAAAUCUUCUUGUAUUCUCACGGAAUGAACUACGCAGGCUACUAUAAAGAAUCCACCAUUGUUGACCAAAAGUUGACCGUGUCAGUAUCCAUGGGAUACAUUGGUGUCAAGAAACCGGCCGAUGGUGCUAUAAGUAAAGCCAUAGUCAGGGCCCAUGACUCUUGUGGACGUGUGUGUCACGUGGCCUGCAGGGACAAAGAGGCAAGAGAGUACAGUAUUUGUUCCGGGGCCAUAGCGGUCAAUAAUCAGAGGCCUCUGAUGUACGGGAAUAAGUUUGAUGAAGCUCUCUUGAAUAUUUUUGAAUAUUCACCGGACAGUCCCCUGCCUAAGUUCAAGGUAGACAACUUGUUUUUGACUUUCUAUUGCGACUACCGUAGUGACUACCCCUUCGCCAAUUUGCCUUCCAAAAAGAAAUAACACUUCAGUUUCGAUGUUUCCUGCUGUUGAAAAACAAAUUGAAUGAGAACAUAUUUCAACUAGAACACAGUUGUUGGGUGUAAUUGUUGUCUUUGCUUCAGAGAAGUUUGUCAUCGAUUGAAAAUAAAUUAUUAUUACUAAAUA
Biomphalaria glabrata is the source of this 2172-nucleotide messenger RNA. RefSeq lists its product as uncharacterized. Gene Ontology annotation, molecular function: oxidoreductase activity. Lineage: Eukaryota; Metazoa; Mollusca; Gastropoda; Planorbidae. The transcript is spliced from 12 exons. The coding region runs from base 118 to 2028 and encodes 636 amino acids. The record is from RefSeq and is a predicted model, not a curated record.